Molecule: messenger RNA, 1155 nt
Organism: Capsella rubella
Lineage: Eukaryota; Viridiplantae; Streptophyta; Magnoliopsida; Brassicales; Brassicaceae
Product: putative F-box/kelch-repeat protein At4g11750
Exons: 1
Coding region: 7-1155 (382 amino acids)
Molecular function (GO): protein binding
Source: RefSeq, a predicted model, not a curated record
UUGGUAAUGAAGAACUCACAAGUUGAUUUGCCUUACCUUCCUGAUGAGUUGUUAUUAAACUGCUUAGUACGCGUCUCGAGAUUGUACCACCCGAUUCUCUCCUUAGUUUCCAAGAGAUUCAACUCUCUCGUGGCAUCGCUUGAGCUUUAUGAGAUCAGAAAGCUCGUAGGAAAGACCGAGAGUUGUCUUUAUCUGAGCUUACGUUUCAGUUCUGAAUCUGACACACGUUGGUUCACUCUAUGCCAAAGACCAACUCGAAACCCUAACCCUAACCCUAACCCUAACUCACGAUGGUUCACUUCCUGCUUUAGACCACAUCGUAUCAGCCUAACAAAUCACACUAUGAUCUCAGUUCCAACUCGCAAUUUCACUUCUCCUCCGUCUGAGGUGACUCGUAUCGCCAUUGGUUCUAAUAUCUUUAUGAUCGGCGUAUUGAACAAUGGUGCCUUCUCGUCUAGGAUCUUCUUCAUGGACUGCCGGACUCACACUUUGCACAAAACUCCAAGCAUGAGGACAUCGCAAAAGAAACCCUUCAUUAGUGUUCUUGAUGGGAAAGUAUAUGUAGUGGAAGGAUGCAAACGUCCCGAUUACUCGAAUUUUAUCGAGUGUUUCAAUCAAGAAACCCAAAAAUGGGAGCAUGUGCCAAGCCCUAGCGUGGAGAUACGUGCUAGGUACGUAUCAUCAAGUUUAGUCUUGGAUGGGAAGCUUUACCUGUUUGGGAACAAAAGUUUGGUUUACAAUCCGAAAGAAAAUAAAUGGGAUGUGGUAGGAUUGGAGAUGCCUUUGCGUUGGACUCCCACUAAUUUUUUUAGCGUAGUAGUAGAUAACGUAAUCUAUUCUUUUGGAAAACGUAGACUUGUGUGGUACGACUCAGAGAGAAGACGGUGGAGAUUUUUGAAGGGUUUGAAGAAACUACCUAAAUUACCAAGGCAAUGUCUUUGUGUUAGAUUGGUGGGUUAUAGUGGAAAGAUUGUGGUUUUGUGGGAGAAGGAUGUGCAUGAUACGGAUCCUAACAAGAAGACGAUUUGGUGUGCUGAGAUUGCGGUUGAAAGGCGUAACGGACGAGGGGUUUAUGGGAAGAUUGAGUGGUGUGAUGCUGUACUUACUGUCCCCAAGUCAUGUUCUUUAUUGCAUUUUAUGGCUGCCACUGUUUGA